This is a messenger RNA of Phytophthora infestans T30-4, 999 nucleotides long. RefSeq lists its product as uncharacterized. Bases 97 to 915 code for a protein of 272 amino acids. Lineage: Eukaryota; Oomycota; Peronosporomycetes; Peronosporales; Peronosporaceae. The transcript has a single exon. The record is from RefSeq and is a predicted model, not a curated record.
GCGCACAGCGAGCAAACAAGCAACCAAACGUCAAAACCAAGGCUAAGUAUACCGCUCAACUACACUACCAACCCGAGCUAUACCAACUCUCCAGCCAUGUUCAGCACGUGGGAUCUCGUCCGACCGCGCUUCUGGUACCCCCUGUCGUCUCUGGAGCAGUCCAUGAUGGACCUCGAACACAUGAGCAACCUCAUGAACCGCUCGCGCUUCCCCUUCGACAUGGGCAGCGAGAUGCUGGCGGCGCCAAGCAAUGUUGACGACGACGAAUUCUUCCGGGAUCUGCCUGUGCUUUUGCGCGAGCAGAGACCGGCGACGCAGCACCGCGAGGUCGCUACACAGCCGACAGAAAAGGAGACCGAUAACGUAGCGCACGACCCGACUCCGACCCGUGAUAACGACCCGAACAAACAGACCGUCAAGGCCAAGGUCACCACUAGCACGAAGGCAUUGAACAAGAAGCAGAAGCAGCAGUCCGACAACUCUGACAGCUCGAAUGUCGAUGCCGACAGCCAGUACCGCCGCGCCUUCUCGUCCUACACGUUCAGCAGCUCGUCCAUCGUGGACGACAAGGGGCGGCGCGUGACAAGCUCGCGGCGCCGCUACGAAGACUCGACGGGCCGUCUGAAAGCGGUGCACGAGCGACAGAUCGAGGGCAAGAAGCUGCGUACGACGUGGAACCGCAUGCGCCCCGACGACGAGGGUCAGCACGAAGCCAUCUGCUCGAGCGGCACGCCCGACGAGUUCGAGACUCUGUGGCAGCCGGAGAGGCACAGAAGAAGACUAUCAAGGACCAACAGCGCCAGCAACAGCUGCAACCAGGACAACAGACCAAGACGCUGCAGCAGUAACAGCUUUCGGAGUCGGACGCGGAAAAGAAGGCAGCUCCGAUGGAGGAGUAAACUGCGUAAAAAGUAGUUAGUGUUACCGACUCAUCUCACUCUGAUUAAUUAACUUUUUUUAGCUAGGAAAUUCUGUGAAGGUAACAAUGUGUAUGCAAUC